AUAAAUCUCCUCCAAUGUACUGCCCAGUCGAUGUUUUCAUCGUUUUAGACACCUCUGAAAGUGUUGCUCUUGGGACUCCACCAUAUGGGUCACUAGUUGAAGAUGUUAAGACAUUUGCAACAGAUCUUGUGAGUCAACUGAACAGCAGCUAUCAAAGAUGUGACAGGUAUCUGACAUGGAACUCUGGAGCUCUCCACUAUAGUGAUGAAGUGAAGUUGAUCAGUGAGAUGGUCAGUAUGAAAUCUGGCAUGAUGGAUCUGAAAAAAGCUAUUGAAGAUAUAACAUACCUUGGAAAGGGCACACACACUGACUGUGCUAUUGCUGCAGCUACAAGUCACCUUCUUACUGGUGGAAGUUACAACAAAGGAAACAAGUAUAUGAUUGUGGUCACAGAUGGAUACCUCAAUGAUGGGUACAAGGAAAAGUGUGGUGGACUGCACUAUGUACUGAAUGAAGCAAAAUCUGCGCACAUAAAGAUAUUUAAUGUGAUGGUGGAGUCUGAUCACAAGGGUGAUCGCUUGGUUGAGAUUGCCUCAGACCCCAGAUACAGUCACUAUCUAAAACCUAAUAGUCAAAGCCCUGAAGGACAUCAAGCUACAGUAAAACACAUUUUAACUAAGAUGAUCGAAGAUACACAGACCACGUGCUGUGCCUUUGAAUGUCAGGCACUUAGAGGAUCACCUGGGCCACCUGGAAUUCCUGGAGAUCCAGGCAGUGAAGGAAGAAUGGGGCCCUCUGGCAAACCAGGGACUGUUGGAACCAAGGGAUCCUCUGGUGACCCUGGACCACCUGGACAAGCAGGAGUAAAGGGUGCCCAAGGCCUCUCAGGUGCCAAGGGCUCAAAAGGACAAAAGGGACCAAAGGGUGUCAAAGGCAGAAAUGGUGUUGAUGGAAAAGACGGUGCAAAGGGUGAACCUGGACUGACUGGGUUACCGGGAUGCAAAGGUGAAGCUGGACCUGAAGGAAUGCCAGGAUCUGUAGGCCAGAAAGGAGAUCCAGGUCCCUAUGGAGCAACGGGCAAGAAGGGUGAUCAAGGCGUUGUUGGAACCGAAGGGUUACCUGGAGUCACAGGAGUCACAGGAUCUAAAGGAACACAAGGACCUAUGGGUCUGAAAGGAAACAAGGGAGAAAGAGGGGAAGAGGGUGACCUCGGAAAGCGUGGCUUUAAUGGAAAAAAGGGUGAAAAAGGAGAGCAAGGUAUAAGAGGUCCACCUGGAAAUAGAGGAGCACGAGGUGAGAAGGGUAAAGAAGGACCUCUUGGCCCACCAGGACAUGAAGGCAUAACUGGAGAAAACGGAUGCACUGGAGAUGCUGGAGAGAUUGGCAUCAAUGGUUUUAAGGGCGAGCAAGGUCUCACUGGAACUGAGGGAGAAAAGGGGUCCAAUGGGUUUCCAGGAUCACCAGGAGAACCAGGAGCACCUGGUAAUAGGGGUGAAGAAGGGGAACCUGGUCAAGGAAUUCUUGGAUCACCAGGAUUUCAGGGUUUUCCAGGACUAAGGGGUAAAGAUGGUCCAAAGGGAAUAAAAGGUUAUCCUGGAAUGAAAGGAGAACAAGGUUUAGUUGGAGAUGAUGGAGAAGAUAACACCCAAUCUGGAAAAGAAGGGGAAAGAGGGCCUAAGGGCUAUGCAGGGCCACCAGGAGAACAGGGUCUCCCAGGAAUGCCAGGACUCCCAGGACCAAAUGAGUGUGAAAUACUUGACAUCAUCCAAAGAAUGAGCUCUUGCUGCGAAUGUCCAUGUGGACCAGUCAUGCUGCUGUUUAUUCUGGACAGUUCUGAAAGUGUGGGACUCAAUAACUUCACUCUGCAGAAGGAAUUUAUCCUACGUGUGAUCACCAAAAUCACCAGGCAAACCACAAAGAUGAAUAAAGAAGUUGGUGCUAAUCGUUUUGGGAUCAUUCAGUACAGUCAUGAAGGGAAACAAGAGCUUCUUUCUACAGACAAUCCCAACAUUAAAACACUUGCCCAGUUUAAAAGUGCUGUAAAGAACAUGCAGUGGAUGGCGGGGGGCACAUUCACAGGAGAAGCAUUAGAUUUUGCCAAGCAAACAGUGAAGGACUCCAUACUCACCCACAAAGUGGCAAUAGUGAUGACAGAUGGUAGAUUUGACACCCGAGAUCGUAAAUCCUUGGCCUCGCUUUGUACAGUGCCAAACAUGAAUGUGGUGGGCAUUGGUGUCGGAGAUUUAUUUAAGCGAACCCCACAUAUGAAGGCUUUACAGGAAAUCACAUGCCAGGGGACCAAAGCUCAGGGAAUGCAGUUGUUCAUAACAGAGUAUGAAGAUCUGCUGGAUGAGAACACCCUGCAUAAUAUUACUAAGUACACUUGUAAAAAUUCUGUGUGUCCGGACUUCACUUGUCAAGUUGAGUUUGAUGAACCCACUGACAUUGUGUUCCUGAUGGAUGGCUCCAGCAGUGUUGGCUAUGGCAACUUUGAAAAAGUAAAGGAAUUUGUAAAGAUCACAACAUCUAAGAUCCUGUCUGAAGAUAUGAACCUAAACCAAAUGCUAAAACUAGCUGUGAUUCAGUACAGCAAUGCGGGGACACAGAGACUUGAAGUACCUUUCACUGACAACAUUGAGGAUGCAGUGUCCUAUUUGUCAAAAGUUACGUAUAUAGAUGAAUCCACAGACGUACCCUAUGCUUUAAAGUACCUUCAGAAUUAUUUGAGUGGCAGUGGGAGACCCAAUGUAAAGAAUAAAGUCAUAAUAUUCUCUGAUGGCAGAUCUUCAGGGAUUUCUCAAAACCAGAUUGCGGCACAGGCAGCAGCAACCAUAAAUCCCAGGACUGAACUGUUUGCAGUAACUGUCGGCACCUUCCAUGAACUUGGCAUUUGUCAGUUAGUGAGUGGAAAGGAAAAUAACUUUAAUUUCAACAAUAUUGAGGAUAGAGUUUUCCGUGUCUCAGAAUAUAGUGACCUACCAAGAAGAGGUUUUCUGCAUAACAACCAUUGCUUGUCCUUUACUGGUUUUAUGACAAGAUCUUUUGAUUCCUUUGGAGACAAUAAGCCAAAUUCUCUUCCUUCUUGACAUCGGAACAGUAUUUAAACUUGUCCCUUGAAACCUGACCAACAGCCCAAGAUUUCACACUCAAUGAGAGAACGUAAAUUUGUCUCUUUUGCCAUAAACUGAAAUGAGAAAUGGAGAACAUAUGAACUAGAGCCAUCAUUGUACCUUGACGGGCAUUGGCAAGAUUGCUGAUGGACCUGUGGCUGGGUUUAUGCUUGCCUAGUUACCGACAUCUAUUCGGUCAUCAGAAGGUGGUGGAUGACCUCUCGUUAAAGAAAAUAAAUAAAUAGCUCAAACAAGCA
Molecule: messenger RNA, 3307 nt
Organism: Hyla sarda
Lineage: Eukaryota; Metazoa; Chordata; Amphibia; Anura; Hylidae
Product: collagen alpha-1(VI) chain-like
Exons: 36
Coding region: 15-3026 (1003 amino acids)
Source: RefSeq, a predicted model, not a curated record